UUGAAAGUGAAUUUUAAGAAAACUGUGAUUUGUGAAUUCAUUGAAAUUAUUUUUAAGAAGGUGAUUUGUUAAAUAUUUAUCACAUUGUUGCGCAUCUGAAGUGUAAUAUUUAAUCAGAAAGAUGCAAAAGAUCACAAGAGCAAGUUUGAGUUGCAGAGCUAUUGUUGGAUUGCAGAAGAGAUGUUUGGCACACUUGCAGCCUUCCUUGAAACCACAGCCUAAUUUGAAUGGUCUGCACGAUCAAGAUGAUCCCAGCAAAUGGAUCAAUAUGGAUAUUAUCAAUCCAAAUAUUAAAAAAAUGGAAUAUUUUAUUAGAGAUCCAUUGGUUCUUCGAGCAAAUGAAAUUAUCAGUGAACUAGAACAGGGUGUUAAGAAACCAUUCACAGAAGUUAUUAAAGCACAUAUGGGUGAUUGCCAUGCUAUGGGACAGAGACCAAUCACAUUUAUAAGACAGGUAUUGGCUUUAGUGGCUUAUCCCGCUCUAAUGGACAUACCAGGAAUUCCAGAUGAUGUCAAGGAAAGGGCUGACACAAUUUUAAAAGGUUGCAAGGGAUAUUCAGUCGGUUCUUAUUCUGAACCUACAGGACUAGCCGUCAUACGACAACAUAUUGCUGAUUACAUUGAAAGAAGAGACGGAGGUGUACCAUCUAGCCCCGAUGACAUAAUGUUAACCAGCGGAGCUACUACAGCAAUCACAGAUCUGAUGAAUUUAUUAUCAUGUAUCGUGGAUAACAAAAAACCAGGUGUUAUGGUACCUAUUCCACAAUUUUCUUUAUACUCCGCCAACAUAACCAAAUUUAAUAUGGGACAAGUUGGGUAUUACCUUAAUGAGAGCAAAGACUGGGCACUGGACAUGGAUGAUCUAAAUAGAGCUGCUCGGGAAGCUAAACAAAAUGAUAUUAUUCCACGUGUUCUUGUGGUCAUGAAUCCUGGAAAUCCGACUGGCCAAGUAUUACACAGAGACAAUAUAGAAGACAUAAUCAGAUUCGCUUACCAAGAGAAAUUGCUCAUUUUCGCGGAUGAAGUAUACCAGGAUAAUGUUUACGUUGAGGGCUGUAAAUUCCACUCCUUUAAAAAGGUUUUACGAGAAAUGGGACCUCCCUUCGACCAAAUGCCUCUCAUAUCUUUUAUGUCAACUUCUAAAGGGUGGCACGGUGAAUGUGGGUUGCGUGGUGGGUAUAUGGAGAUGAUAAACUUUGAUCCAGACGUCAAAGGUACUUUCUUAAAAGAUAUGGCAACCGCUCUCUGUGCUUCUGUUCUUGGACAAGCAGCCAUGGAUGCCAUCAUCAAUCCUCCCAGGCCAGGAGAACCAUCAUAUGAAUUAUUUAUGAAAGAAAAACAGGAAGUCCUCGAUUCAUUGGCAGUCCGCGCCAAACUCGUGGCGGACGCCUUUAACAGCUUUGAAGGAUUUUCCUGCAAUGUUGUCCAAGGGGCCAUGUAUGCUUUUCCAACUAUAAAAAUUCCACCAAAAGCGAUUGAAGCAGCUAAAAAGGCCGGACAGGCUCCUGAUGUUUUCUACGCAUUCGAACUUUUAGAAAAGACUGGAAUUUUAAUUGUGCCCGGAACUAGCUUUGGACAAAAGCCAGGAACUUACCACAUGCGAACUACAAUUUUGCCACAGACUGAUAAAUUGAAAGAGAUGAUGAACAAAUUUGCAAAUUUCCACAAAGAUUUUGUGGCACAAUACAGGUAA
Ctenocephalides felis (cat flea) is the source of this 1693-nucleotide messenger RNA. Its product is annotated as alanine aminotransferase 1-like. The record is from RefSeq and is a predicted model, not a curated record. Gene Ontology annotation, molecular function: L-alanine:2-oxoglutarate transaminase activity; pyridoxal phosphate binding. The coding region runs from base 122 to 1693 and encodes 523 amino acids. Lineage: Eukaryota; Metazoa; Arthropoda; Insecta; Siphonaptera; Pulicidae. Gene Ontology annotation, biological process: biosynthetic process. The transcript has 7 exons.